This is a messenger RNA of Parasteatoda tepidariorum (common house spider), 2861 nucleotides long. It is a transcript of the gene scaf6, whose product is annotated as SR-related CTD associated factor 6. Gene Ontology annotation, molecular function: RNA binding. Gene Ontology annotation, cellular component: perinuclear region of cytoplasm. The record is from RefSeq and is a predicted model, not a curated record. Gene Ontology annotation, biological process: RNA processing; intracellular calcium ion homeostasis. NCBI's taxonomy places the organism in Eukaryota, Metazoa, Arthropoda, Arachnida, Araneae, Theridiidae.
AAUGGCAACUCCAAUGUAUUUAUAAGUGAAAGGAACUGAAGGGAGCGGUUGUAUUGGAGAUUGCAAAAUUGUUUUGUUUAUAUUUUUUGCAGAAAAUUCGUAUAUAUAAAUUUAAAUAUGCAUCAUUUUAUAAAUAUUGUUUUAAAUUUAUAGUUUAAGUAACAAACAUUAUAUUUUCUCAUAAUGGAUUUGCCUCAACCUCCUCCAGAUCAGGAACUGAAGAACAUAAUUGACAAACUAGCUCAGUUUGUUGCUCGUAAUGGACCUGAAUUUGAGCACAUGACAAAACAGAAGCAAAAAGACAAUCCAAAGUUCUCCUUCCUGUUUGGGGGCACCUACUUCCAUUAUUAUCAAUAUCGAGUAACUACUGAACAAGCAAUUCUGAAGCAAAAGCAAAGAAGUUUAGAGCAGCAAGCCAUAGUACAACAAGCUAUUAACAGACAGUCCAUACAAACAGCUCCUUGGCAACAACACCUUCAACAAAUCCAAGACACGUCACAAGAACAGAUUAGACAGAGUGAGCAGAACCUUGCUGCUCAGCAUCAACUAUUACUACAACAGCAGCAGGUACAAGUGGAUGAAGUGAUACGUAAAGCACAGGACGAGAAACUUGCCAAACUUUCUGCAGAAACAGAGCUAGAACUUAAAGAAUUAGAUGGUAUUCUACAGCCUAUUAUAGACAGUUGUACUAAAGAUUCUAUAUCUGGUGGGAAAGGUUGGAUUUUUGCCAAUGCAACUACUCCACAAAGAUGCGAAGUUAUCAUCCUUUAUAUACUUAAAAGAAUCACAGAACCUGGAGCUACAUUUGAAGCUAAACUUCACCUGGUGUAUUUAGUAAAUGAUGUUCUACAUCACUGUAUUAGAAAAAAUGCUGAUGACUUAAAAAAAGUGUUGGAUAAAUCUGUUGUUCCAAUAUUUUGCUCAACCAGUAUAGGAGUAGAGGCAGAAAAACAACAAAAGCUGUUAAAGCUACAUAAGUUAUGGGAAACGAACAAGUAUUUCCCCCAGCAAAUUCUCGAUCAAUUACAAAAUCCUGCUGCUUCUCUUGCUGCCUACCAGGCAGGGUUGAUUGCAGAAUUUGCACCUUUAAUUACUCCUAUCACUACUGCAAUUCAGACGCAGUAUUCUUUACUUCAAAAACAGCACCAAGAUUUUGUUGCUCAUCUAACUGGACAAAUGCAACAGAUGCCUGUUCCAUAUGCAUUCCAGUCCCCUCAAUUGAUGCCUGCUCAGCCAGUUGCGGCCACUCCCUACCUGCAGCCACCAACGUUCGAGCAACAGCAAGUGCCACCUCAAGACCCCCGACUGCAUCAUCCUCCCCCAGUGGUUUCAGAAGAAGCAGCCAAACCACCCCAAGAACUGAGCGCUGCUCCUCCAUUGGAAGCAGCUCAGCUGUCUGAUUCUCAGGGUAGUGAUUCAAGACACGAUUCUGAGCCCAUGAAUCCAGAUGACAGACCAGCAGACUUCAGGGGCCUGGACAUGAGGAAUCAAGAACUCAGAAAUCCUGAAUUGAGGAGUAUGGACUUGAGAAAUCCGGACAUCAGGAAUCCUGACAUGCGGAGCCUGGACAUGCGAAAUCCAGAUAUGUUGGGUGCUGAAAUGGAUCCUCUUCCAAUGGGUAUGCAUCCGAGAGAUUAUCCUCCUGAUGAUUUGCAUGAACCACCAUACGAUAUUCCCCCAAGUCGUCAUCACCCAAAUGGACGACCUUUGCCUCCACAUUAUAUGGAUGAUUAUUAUGGGCCUCCUUUUGAUCCAGAUUAUGGCCCACCCCCACACCAUGAGAGGCCGUAUGGUCGGCCUAUUCCACCAUACAGAGAUAUACCUCCAAUGGGUAUGGGUCCACAAGAUAUGCCACCAGAUUAUUUGGAACCAGGACUUCCUCCUAUUCAGCCUCCUUAUUAUGAUCUACCUGCAGGCCUUAUGGUACCCCUAGUAGCACUGGAGGAUUCAGAUUAUACUAAGCCUUUAGAGCCAGAGGAUGUAAGAUUACCACCACCAGCCUUACCAACAGAUCGUCUUCUUGCUGCUGUGGAGCAGUUUUAUUGUCCUCCAACUCAUGAAAGAAACAGAAACAAUUCAUAUGUCAUAUCUAGUGAAGGAUGGGAACAGUUGGGAUUAUAUGAAUUCUUCAAAGCAAAAGCUCAAGCAAAGAAAGCAAAAGGAAUGCCCACUGAUGAUCGUGAUUAUUCUGCACCCAUGGAUUUACCCCCUAUGCAGAGGUAUCCUGAGGAACCAAUGGAAAAACGAAGAAAGUACAGGGAGUUUAAGAGCCCUGAAAAAGAAGUAAUUCCUUCACCUAUCAAAAAUGGUGAAAAGGAGCACCAGCGACGUUCCAGAUCGGUGUCGAGGUCCAGGUCACGCUCUCCUGAAUUGCCGCCACGAAGAUCUUCAGUGUCACCCUCACCGCCUAGAUCACCUCCUCAAAGAUCUAAUCGUCAUCGGUCUAGAGGACGUUCUAGAUCAAGAUCUCCACCAUCAAAAAGAUCACAGAGAUCCCCAGAUCGCAGAAGUGUCUCUCCUCCUACUUUCAUGGGAUCCGGUUCUACUCCUCAUGACAGAAGACUUGAUGAAAGCAACAAAGGACAUCAGCUUCUUAAAAAAAUGGGAUGGUCUGGUGCAGGUCUUGGUUCCCAGGAGCAAGGUAUUCAAGAUCCUGUGGAUGCUGGUGAUGUGAGAGACAGGCAGGAUAUGUACAAAGGUAUUGGGGUCAGCCUCAAUGAUCCCUACGAGAACUUUAGAAAAAGCAAAGGUCAAGCCUUCAUAAAUCGAAUGAAAGCCCGGGCGGAAGAGCUCGGAAAGAUGUGAUCAUUACUAUGCAUUUUAUAGAAUAAUAAAGUAGAUUCAUUUUUUUUUAUAAUCAA